CCCAGCAAGCACCACGAGCUCGGUGGCCUCGCCCAUGCUUUCAGCCUCUCCCCUAGGGGUGCUGCAAAAUGGCGGAUUUGGACAUCGGGCUACACUGCCAAUUGGAGCACUGCCGGCAGCGAGAUUUUCUUCCAUUUGUAUGUGAUGGUUGUUCAGGAAUAUUUUGCCUUGAACACAGAAGCAGAGAGUCACACAGCUGUCCUGAGGUAACUGUAAUCAAGGAGAGACUGAAGUCAGAUAUGCACACAUCUUAUCCAUGCUCAUACAAGGAAUGUGUUGAAAAAGAACUUGUACCAGUUAUCUGUCCUUAUUGUGAGAAGAAUUUUUGCCUGAGACACCGUCAUCAGUCAGAUCAUGAAUGUGAAAAACUGGAAAUCCCUAAGCCUCGGAUGGCCACCACUCAGAAACUUGUUAAAGACAUUAUUGAUUCCAAGACAGGAGAGACAGCAGUUAAGCGACGGAAGGGUGCAAAAAAUAGUGCAACAGCUGCAAAGGUAGCACUGAUGAAAUUGAAGAUGCAUGCUGAAGGAGAUAAGUCAUUGCCACAGACAGAAAGAGUUUACUUGCAGGUUUUCUUACCCAAGGAAAGCAAAGAGAAGAGCAAACCAAUGUUUUUCUGCCGCCAGUGGAGCAUUGGGAAGGUCAUUGACUUGGCAGCUUCUUUAGCCAGCCUGAAAAAUAACAAUAAUAAAUUAACAGGCGAGAAAUUAAGGUUAUGUCACAUGACUUCAGGAGAAGCAUUACCCUUGGAUCAUACUUUGGAAAUGUGGAUUGCUAAGGAGGAUUGUCCUUUAUAUAAUGGUGGAAACAUUAUCUUGGAAUAUCUUAAUGAGGAAGAACAGUUUUUAAAAAAUGUUGAUUCUUACUUGGAAUAGUCAUUCAAGGAUUCAACGAGCUAACCUCUAUGUGAAGUCAUUUCUUUUACUAUGAAUACUAUGCAUAUUUCUAUUUUUAAAAGUUGCUUUAAUUUUUUUAUUAUAUCAUAAUGUUACCAGUUUUCUAUAAAUUAAAAUUGUUUUAAAGCUUAUGAAUUGACAUUUAAUUAUUAGCAAGUUGUUGUUAGAUUUUGCUAGAAUGUGCUAUAAUAACAACAACAAAGCUGUAUGUCUCAUUGGGUUGGUAUUGAUGUCUGCAUCUGCACUGAAUGUUCAGGUGUCCUUUUUGGGACAUUACCAUUCUUCUGGCUGAGGAAGAAAGAAUUGGUCCUUAGAGGGUACACGUAUCAUUUUUGCUUUAAGCAAGUUCCAUAGCCAAGGCAGUAUAGCUUUACCUUGUGCCUACUUCAUGAUAUAUAAAUUCAUGUGUGUACAUGAAUCAGAGGAACUGAGAGAUUGUCUCAUUCACUUGUCAAAGUUUUGGAUGAGGAAUUUCAGGCCUAGGAGGGGGAAAUGAUUUUCCUGGUGUAAUUUAAUUGCUUUGAGGCAUGUCACUGAUGAAGGAUAUUACAAAUGAGAAGAAAGAUGAGGUAGCUCAACUUCAGUACAGUCUCUUUAUAUCUACCAAAGCAAAAACAUGGCAAAAGUAGACACAUUUUAUUGACAAAUUGAUGCUCUGACUGAUGUAUUCCAUCCUCAUUCAAUAAAGGACUGCUGUAUAGAACAGAAAAGA
Phyllostomus discolor (pale spear-nosed bat) is the source of this 1608-nucleotide messenger RNA. RefSeq names its product zinc finger AN1-type containing 1 (gene ZFAND1). Gene Ontology annotation, molecular function: zinc ion binding. Lineage: Eukaryota; Metazoa; Chordata; Mammalia; Chiroptera; Phyllostomidae. The transcript has 8 exons. Gene Ontology annotation, cellular component: cytoplasm; cytoplasmic stress granule. Bases 69 to 875 code for a protein of 268 amino acids. The record is from RefSeq and is a predicted model, not a curated record. Gene Ontology annotation, biological process: cytoplasmic stress granule disassembly.